Molecule: messenger RNA, 8543 nt
Organism: Suricata suricatta (meerkat)
Lineage: Eukaryota; Metazoa; Chordata; Mammalia; Carnivora; Herpestidae
Gene: NCOR1
Product: nuclear receptor corepressor 1
Exons: 48
Coding region: 91-7638 (2515 amino acids)
Biological process (GO): negative regulation of transcription by RNA polymerase II
Molecular function (GO): transcription corepressor activity; nuclear thyroid hormone receptor binding
Source: RefSeq, a predicted model, not a curated record
ACCCAGGAAGCUCGGCCGAGGUGGUUUCCUAGAAACAUGAUUGUUUGUUGGACUUGAUCUCACAGCCUGGUGAGGACUUCUUUACUGAUAAUGUCAAGUUCAGGUUACCCUCCCAACCAAGGAGCGUUCAGCACGGAGCAAAGUCGCUAUCCUCCUCACUCUGUUCAGUACACCUUUCCCAGCACGCGUCACCAGCAGGAAUUUGCGGUCCCUGACUACCGCUCUUCUCAUCUCGAAGUCAGCCAGGCGUCCCAGCUCCUGCAGCAGCAGCAGCUCCGCAGACGGCCUUCCUUGCUCUCGGAGUUUCACCCAGGUUCUGACAGGCCUCAAGAGAGGAGAACUGGAUAUGAACAGUUUCACCCAGGGCCAUCCCCAGUGGAUCAUGACUCCCUGGAAUCCAAGCGACCACGUCUGGAACAGGUUUCUGAUUCCCAUUUCCAGCGCGUCAGUGCUGCGGUCUUACCUUUAGUGCACACGCUGCCAGAAGGGUUGAGGUCUUCUGCAGAUGCUAAGAAGGAUCCAGCAUUUGGAGGCAAACAUGAAGCUCCAUCCUCUCCAAUCUCCGGGCAACCAUGUGGAGAUGAUCAAAAUGCUUCACCUUCAAAACUUUCAAAGGAAGAGUUAAUCCAGAGUAUGGAUCGUGUAGAUCGAGAAAUUGCGAAAGUAGAACAGCAGAUCCUUAAACUGAAAAAGAAACAACAACAGCUCGAAGAAGAAGCAGCUAAGCCUCCCGAGCCCGAGAAGCCUGUGUCCCCUCCUCCCGUGGAGCAGAAACACCGCAGUAUUGUCCAAAUUAUUUAUGAUGAGAAUCGGAAAAAAGCAGAAGAAGCUCAUAAAAUAUUUGAAGGUCUUGGCCCAAAAGUGGAACUGCCACUCUAUAACCAGCCAUCAGACACCAAGGUGUAUCAUGAGAACAUCAAGACUGGAGUACCUGCAAGGCGCAUGAUGAAAAACCAGGUGAUGAGGAAAAAACUCAUUUUAUUUUUUAAAAGAAGAAAUCAUGCAAGAAAACAAAGGGAACAAAAAAUCUGCCAACGUUAUGAUCAGCUCAUGGAGGCAUGGGAGAAAAAAGUGGACAGAAUAGAAAAUAAUCCCCGGAGAAAAGCUAAAGAAAGCAAAACAAGGGAGUACUAUGAAAAGCAGUUUCCAGAAAUUCGAAAACAAAGAGAACAACAAGAAAGGUUUCAGCGAGUUGGGCAGCGGGGAGCUGGUCUUUCAGCCACCAUUGCUAGGAGUGAGCAUGAGAUUUCUGAAAUUAUUGAUGGGCUCUCUGAGCAGGAGAAUAAUGAGAAACAAAUGCGGCAACUCUCUGUGAUCCCACCUAUGAUGUUUGAUGCAGAACAGAGACGAGUCAAGUUCAUCAACAUGAAUGGACUUAUGGAAGACCCCAUGAAAGUUUAUAAAGACAGGCAGUUUAUGAAUGUUUGGACUGACCACGAGAAGGAGAUCUUCAAGGACAAGUUUAUUCAGCAUCCAAAAAACUUUGGACUAAUUGCAUCCUACUUGGAAAGGAAGAGUGUUCCUGAUUGUGUUUUAUAUUACUACUUAACCAAGAAAAAUGAGAAUUAUAAAGCCCUAGUGAGAAGGAAUUAUGGAAAACGCAGAGGAAGAAACCAGCAGCAAAUUGCCCGACCCUCACAAGAAGAAAAAGUAGAAGAAAAAGAAGAAGAUAAAGCAGAAAAAACAGAAAAGAAAGAAGAGGAAAAGAAAGAUGAAGAGGAGAAAGAGGACAAGGAGGACUCUAAAGAAAAUACCAAGGAAAAGGACAAGACAGAAGGCGCUGCAGAAGAAACGGAGGAGAGGGAGCAGGCCACACCCCGCGGGCGGAAGACAGCGAACAGUCAGGGCCGCCGAAAGGGCCGGAUCACCAGGUCCAUGACGAACGAAGCGGCAGCCGCCAGCGCUGCUGCCGCCGCGGCCACUGAGGAGCCCCCGCCGCCUCUGCCACCGCCACCAGAGCCCAUUUCCACAGAACCUGUAGAAACCUCUCGAUGGACAGAAGAAGAAAUGGAAGUUGCUAAAAAAGGUCUUGUGGAACAUGGUCGUAACUGGGCAGCAAUUGCCAAAAUGGUGGGAACUAAAAGUGAAGCGCAAUGUAAAAACUUCUAUUUUAACUAUAAAAGGCGACACAACCUGGACAACCUUUUGCAACAGCAUAAACAGAAAACUUCACGAAAGCCUCGUGAAGAGCGAGAUGUGUCUCAAUGUGAAAGUGUGGCUUCCACUGUUUCUGCUCAGGAGGAUGAAGAUAUUGAAGCUUCUAAUGAAGAAGAAAAUCCAGAAGACAGUGAAGGUGCUGAAAAUAGUUCUGAUACAGAAAGUGCUCCUUCUCCUUCACCAGUUGAAGCUGUCAAGCCCGGUGAAGAUAGCACUGAAAAUGCGCCUUCCCGAGGGAACACGGAACCUGUGGCCGAGCUCGGGUCCGCCUGCGAACCUGUGCCCGGCGCAUCGCCCUCCUCCACAGCACCAACCACAAAACCUGUCGAAAAUGAAAGCGCGGAGGCCCAGGCGAAUGACAGCAUCACCGUCGAGGCAGCAGAGCCGAUGGACGUUGAACAUCAGGAGCACAGUGCUGAAGUGACUUCAGUUCUUGACCUCCCCACGACGACCAGAGCAGACCCUGCAGAUGUUGACAUGAGGGUGGCCGAAAACAACCCAUCUAACGUCGAAGGGGAUACCAAAGAGAGAGACCUGGAGAGAGCCGGUGAGAAGCCCGAGCCUGGAGAUGAAGACUUGGUGGUGGCCCAGCAAAUAGGGGCCCAGAGGCCCGAGCCCCAGUCAGACAAUGACUCCAGUGCCACCUGCAGUGCCGAUGAAGAUGUGGAUGGAGAGCCCGAGAGGCAGAGAAUGUUUCCUAUGGACUCGAAGCCUUCAUUGUUAACCCCCCCUGGAUCUAUACUGGUCUCCUCCCCAGUGAAACCAAACCCACUGGACCUGCCGCAGCUUCAGCACAGAGCCGCUGUUAUCCCCCCCAUGGUUUCCUGUACCCCAUGUAAUAUACCCAUUGGAACCCCAGUGAGCGGCUAUGCCCUGUACCAGCGACACAUUAAAGCAAUGCAUGAGUCCGCACUCCUGGAAGAACAGCGACAGAGGCAAGAACAGAUAGAUUUGGAAUGUAGAAGUUCCACAAGUCCGUGUGGCACCGCUAAGAGUCCGAACAGAGAGUGGGAAGGAAAAUCAGUCGCCUAUAUGCCCUGUGCUGAGGUCACACGUGCCCUCGAACAGGAGGCACAGAUGCACGGGACCGCAGCCAGGUCAGCGUCACCGUGUAGGCUCUCUCCGAGAGAAGUCAGUGCAGCCGCUCCACAGCCUGAUAGGAGUGCAGCACGCUAUAGUGCCCCGCCAGUCCUGCAGCCUGCUCCACACCAAGUGAUAACUAAUCUCCCCGAAGCGGUCCGGCUCCCGACAACGCGACCCACGAGGCCCCCUCCUCCCCUUAUCCCGUCCUCCAAAACCACGGUGGCUUCCGAAAAACCGUCUUUCAUCCUGGGAGGCUCCAUCUCACAGGGAACACCUGGCACUUACUUGACUUCUCAUAAUCAGACUUCCUACACCCAAGAAACAGCUAAGCCCUCAGUGGGCUCGAUCUCUCUCGGAUUGCCGCGACAACAGGAAUCUGCCAAAUCAGCUGCUGUGCCCUACAUCAAGCAGGAAGAAUUUUCUCCCCGGAGCCAGAACUCCCAGCCUGAAGGUUUAUUGGUCAGGGCACAACACGAAGGAGUGGUCAGAGGUACUCCAGGAGCCAUUCAGGAAGGAAGUAUAACUCGGGGAACUCCAAGCAGCAAAAUCGCCGUGGAAGGCAUCCCAUGCCUGCGGGGCUCCAUCACUCAGGGCACCCCAGCUCUGUCACAGGCUGCUAUACCAACUGAGGCUCUGGUGAAGGGAACCAUUUCUAGAAUGCCCAUUGAAGAGAGCAGUCCUGAGAAGGGAAGAGAGGAAGCUGCAUCAAAAGGUCAUGUUAUUUAUGAAGGCAAAAGUGGACACAUCUUAUCAUAUGAUAAUAUUAAGAAUGCCCGAGAAGGGACAAGGAGUCCAAGAACAGCUCAUGAAAUCAGUUUAAAAAGAAGCUAUGAGUCAGUGGAAGGAAAUAUAAAGCAAGGGUUGUCGAUGCGGGAGUCUCCCGUGUCAGCACCGCUAGAGGGACUGAUAUGCCGAGCAUUACCCAGGGGAAGCCCUCAUUCUGACCUCAAAGAAAGGACUGUGCUGUCUGGUUCCAUAAUGCAGGGCACACCAAGAGCGACAACUGAAAGCUUUGAAGAUGGUCUGAAAUAUCCGAAACAGAUUAAAAGGGAGAGCCCUCCCAUACGAGCAUUUGAAGGUGCCAUCACCAAGGGAAAACCGUAUGAUGGCAUCACCACCAUCAAAGAAAUGGGGCGCUCCAUUCAUGAGAUUCCACGGCAAGAUGUUUUAACUCAGGAAAGCCGUAAAACCCCAGAGGUGGUCCAGAGCGCAAGGCCAGUCAUUGAGGGUUCCAUCUCCCAGGGUACACCAAUAAAGUUUGACAGCAACGCAGGUCAAUCUGCCAUCAAACACAAUGUCAAAUCUUUAAUCACGGGGCCUAACAAACUAUCCCGUGGAAUGCCUCCCCUGGAAAUUGUGCCAGAGAACAUCAAAGUGGUAGAGCGGGGAAAAUACGAGGAUGUGAAGGCAGGCGAGCCAGUGCGUUCCCGACACACAUCGGUGGUAAGCUCUGGCCCCUCAGUUCUUAGGUCAACACUUCACGAAGCUCCCAAAGCACAACUGAGCCCAGGGAUUUAUGACGACAGUAGUGCCCGCCGGACACCUGUGAGUUACCAGAGCACCAUGUCCAGAGGCUCACCUAUGAUGAACAGAACUUCGGAUGUUACCAUCUCUUCUAGCAAGUCUACCAAUCAUGAAAGAAAAUCGACACUGACCCCUACCCAGAGGGAAAGUAUACCGGCCAAGUCUCCAGUGCCUGGGGUGGACCCGGUAGUGAGCCACAGCCCCUUCGACCCCCAUCACAGGGGCAGCACCCCGGGGGAGGUUUAUCGGAGCCAUCUUCCCGCGCAUUUGGAUCCCGCCAUGCCGUUUCACAGGGCUCUGGAUCCUGCAGCUGCUGCUUACCUGUUUCAGAGACAGCUCUCACCAACUCCAGCGUACCCGAGUCAGUAUCAGCUUUACGCGAUGGAGAACACGAGACAGACAAUCCUCAAUGAUUACAUUACCUCACAGCAGAUGCAGGUGAACCUGCGCCCAGAUGUGGCCAGAGGCCUCUCCCCACGGGAGCAGCAGCUGGGUCUCCCGUACCCGGCAACGAGGGGAAUCAUUGACCUGACCAAUAUGCCUCCAGCAAUUCUAGUGCCUCAUCCGGGGGGAACAAGUACUCCUCCCAUGGACAGAAUCACUUAUAUUCCUGGUACACAGAUUACGUUUCCUCCCAGGCCGUACAACUCUGCCUCGAUGUCUCCGGGCCACUCGACGCACCUCGCGGCGGCCGCUAGUGCGGAGCGGGAGCGCGAGCGGGAGCGCGAGAAGGAGCGGAUGGCCGCGGCGUCCUCGGACCUCUACCUGCGCUCCGGCUCUGAACAGCCGGGCCGACCUGGCAGCCAUGGGUAUGUCCGCUCUCCGUCCCCCUCGGUGCGAGCUCAGGAGACCAUGUUGCAGCAGCGACCUAGCGUUUUCCAGGGAACCAACGGAACCAGUGUAAUCACACCUUUGGAUCCAAGCGCUCAGCUACGAAUCAUGCCGCUGCCCGCCGGGGGCCCGUCGAUAAGCCAGGGCCUGCCGGCCUCCCGCUACAGCACCGCUGCCGACGCCCUGGCCGCCCUCGUGGACGCCGCAGCCUCCGCCCCCCAGAUGGAGGUUUCCAAAACAAAAGAGAGUAAGCAUGAAGCUUCCAGGUUAGAAGACACUUUGAGAAGCAGGUCAGCAGCAGUUAGUGAGCAGCAGCAGCUAGAGCAGAAAAGCCUGGAGGUGGAGAAGAGAUCUGUUCAGUGUCUGUACACUUCUGCAGCCUUUCCAAGUGGCAAGCCCCAGCCUCACUCUUCAGUAGUUUAUUCCGAGGCUGGGAAAGAUAAAGGGCCUCCUCCAAAGUCCAGAUAUGAGGAAGAGCUAAGGACCCGAGGGAAGACUACCAUUACCGCAGCUAACUUCAUAGACGUGAUCAUCACCCGGCAAAUUGCCUCGGACAAGGAUGCGAGGGAGCGUGGCUCUCAGAGCUCAGACUCUUCUAGUAGCUUAUCUUCUCAUCGGUAUGAAACGCCCAGCGAUGCCAUUGAGGUGAUCAGCCCCGCCAGCUCACCGGCACCGCCCCAGGAGAAGCUGCAGGCCUACCAGCCAGAGGUGGUGAAGGCAAACCAAGCCGAAAGUGAAGCCAGCAGACCCUACGAAGGACCAUUACAUCACUACCGACCUCAGCAGGAACCCCUGUCCCCACAGCAGCAGCUGCCCCCCUCCUCACAGGCCGACGGGGUGGGGCAAGUGCCCAGGACCCACCGACUGAUUACACUUGCUGAUCACAUCUGUCAAAUCAUCACACAAGAUUUUGCUAGAAAUCAAGUUUCCUCACAGCCUCCCCAGCAGCCUCCCACUUCUACAUUCCAGAAUUCACCAUCUGCUUUGGUGUCCACACCUGUGAGGACUAAAACAUCAAAUCGUUACAGUCCGGAAUCCCAGUCUCAGUCUGUCCACCAUCAAAGACCAGGUUCAAGGGUCUCUCCAGAAAACCUUGUGGACAAAUCCAGGGGAAGGCCUGGAAAGUCCCCAGAGAGGAGUCACGUCCCUUCCGAGUCCUACGAGCCCAUCUCCCCACCCCAGGCUCCAGUCGUGCACGAGAAACAGGACAGCGUGCUGCUCCUGUCGCAGAGAGGCGCAGAGCCCGCAGAGCAGAGGAAUGAUUCCCGCUCACCAGGGAGCAUAAGCUACUUGCCUUCCUUCUUCACCAAGCUUGAGAACACGUCGCCCAUGGUUAAAUCAAAGAAGCAGGAGAUUUUUCGUAAGUUGAACUCCUCUGGUGGAGGUGACUCUGACAUGGCAGCCGCACAGCCAGGAACGGAGAUCUUUAACCUGCCAGCAGUCACCACGUCAGGCUCAGUUAGCUCUAGAGGUCAUUCUUUCGCUGAUCCUGCCAGUAACCUCGGGCUGGAAGACAUCAUCCGGAAGGCGCUCAUGGGAAGCUUUGAUGACAAGGUUGAGGAGCACGGAGUCGUUAUGUCUCAGCCCGUCGGCGUGGUGCCCAGUGGCGCCAGCACCUCCAUUGUGACCAGUGGGGAGACCCGCAGAGAGGAAGGGGGCCCGUCCCCUCAUUCAGGAGGAGUUUGCAAACCAAAGCUGAUCAGCAAGUCAAACAGCAGGAAAUCUAAAUCUCCCAUCCCUGGGCAAGGCUACUUAGGAACUGAAAGGCCCUCUUCCGUCUCCUCUGUACAUUCAGAAGGGGAUUACCACAGGCAGACACCAGGGUGGGCCUGGGAAGACAGGCCCUCCUCAACAGGCUCGACGCAGUUUCCGUACAACCCUCUGACUAUGCGGAUGCUCAGCAGCACGCCGCCCACCCCGAUCGCAUGCGCCCCCUCCUCUGUGAACCCGGCGGCUCCUCACCAGCAGAGCAGGAUCUGGGAGCGAGAGCCUGCCCCGCUGCUCUCCGCGCAGUACGAGACGCUGUCCGACAGUGACGACUGAGCGGCGGACGAGAGGGUCCCGCGGGGGCCAGGGUGUGGGGCGGGGGCUCUCGCUCCUGGCGGUUUCGUUUCUAACGGCAGGGCCAAAGACUGUCGUCCUAGGACUUGUGCCCAGAGACCUUUCGGGAGAGCCUGGACCAUGGCUGAUGAAGAAAUGAUGGAAAUUUAUUUGGAGAGUUGGAUGGGGGGAGGGAUGGGAGGGGGGACUGCCUCUGACACAGGCAGUUCGAUGGAUUAUAAUAGUGGAGGGUUGAAAUGUAGAGUUUUUAAAAAGUGGACAAUUCCUGUUCUUACAUCUGUAAAGAAAACCAUAAUGUCUUUAAAUCACUCUUCUGUAAAUAGAUUACCUUUUUGCAGUGUUUCCCCUUGCUGUAGUAUCUGGCGUGCUCAUGUUCAAAUCAGCACAUCGCCUAUGGGGUAAUUUAAAACAAACAAAACGCGCACCUUCUUUUUAACCCUUGCCUUCUCCACCCCCUCCCACAGCCCAGGUACAUAAUGUCGGCUGUCACGGGCAUUGUGCUCUAUCCAGUUUUGUUUCCUCUAAAUCCAGAUUUCCAGUGAUGUUUAAAAUCUUGUGGAAAUGUUUAGAUUUUUAACACAGACCUUGUAUAAAAUCUGUACAUUUUGUAUUGGGGUCAAAGGUAGGAGAAACAAAAUUCUGCCAUACUGUCAAUUUCCAGUGCAGGCUUUAAUUUUUUUUUUUAAAUUAGUAGCACUGAAAAAUAUUACUGCAUGGGUAUGUUCUAGUUCAGUUUUUAAAGUUAAAAAAAAAAAAAGGCUUAUUUGAGGCAUACCUCACUGUUAUGCACACUGGCCCUAAGUAUUCUUUUUCUCCUGCAUUUGAUGGAGCCCAACAAAGCUUUUGUUUCUAAAUAAAUUGGACUUCCCUGUCCACAGCCACCUAGA